Messenger RNA from Dryobates pubescens (Downy woodpecker), 2028 nucleotides. It is a transcript of the gene DNAAF1, whose product is annotated as dynein axonemal assembly factor 1. Gene Ontology annotation, cellular component: axoneme. Gene Ontology annotation, molecular function: protein binding; dynein complex binding. Bases 40 to 2022 code for a protein of 660 amino acids. The record is from RefSeq and is a predicted model, not a curated record. The transcript is spliced from 12 exons. Lineage: Eukaryota; Metazoa; Chordata; Aves; Piciformes; Picidae. Gene Ontology annotation, biological process: cilium assembly.
UACUGACCUGACUGAUGUUUAUCUGAGUCACACCUCAAAAUGCAGUCACAAAUUGAAGACUUUAACAAAGGCCUUAGAGAGGAGGUUACUGUGCAAGAGGUGUCGGGUGGCUCUCUGGAUGGCACCAGAAUCGAAGCUGCCCCAACAGAAAGUGAAGGCAGUUCUGGCAGCACAGCAUGCCAACGACAAGACGAAGAGCAAGAAUCUGAAGAGAAGAGCAUCGAAACUGCUGUUACUCAAAGGCAGUCUAAAGACAACGUGGAUGAGUACAGCACCACCUUCCAAAGAGAUCAAAAGGAUGUUAAAACUCAAGAGAAAACUACCAGCUGCAUGUCCAGAGCAGAGCAACAGAGUGAACAAAAAUCAGAUGGUGAUGACAAAUCAGUAACUAGCUCCCUCAGCCAAAGGACAGAGGAAAAGAGGAGUGGUGUAAGAAUGACUAAAAGGGUUCUGCGAGACAUCUGUAAGCAGCAGAAUUUAUACUGGACCCCACAGUUAAAUGACACACUUUACUUGCAUUAUAAAGGCUUUGGCCGCCUGGAGAACCUCGAGGAGUACACUGGCUUGAAGUGUUUGUGGCUCCAGUGCAACGGCCUAACCAGAAUCGAGAACUUGGAGGCGCUGACAGAGCUGCGUUGCCUCUACUUGCAACUCAAUUUAAUUACCAAGAUUGAAAACCUGGAGCCCUUACAGAAACUGGUUGCCCUCAACAUCAGCAACAACUGCAUUGAGACCAUUGAGAACCUCUCUUGUCUGAAGGCCCUGGAGACUCUGCAGAUCGCUCACAACAGAUUGCAGAGGGUGGAAGACAUCCAGCACUUGCAGGAAUGCCCAAGCAUUUCUGUUCUUGAUCUGUCCCACAACCAUCUCAGUGAUCCCAGCAUCAUAACCAUCCUGGAGACCAUGCCUAAUUUGCAUGUGCUGCAUUUAAUGGGAAACCAAGUGAUAAAGAAAAUUGCUAAUUACAGGAAAACCCUUACUGUCAGGCUGAAGCAGCUAACAUUUCUGGAUGACAGACCAGUUUUCCCAAAGGACAGAGCCUGUGCAGAAGCCUGGGCUGUUGGAGGGCUUGAAGCUGAGAAAGCAGAAAGGGAAAAAUGGGAAACCAGAGACAGAAAAAAAAUCCAAGACAGCUUCAGGGCUUUAGAAGCCAUCAGGCAGAAAGCAAAGGAAAAGAAAAACCAAAAGUAUAUGGAAGAAAGAGAUGCAAGCACAAAAGGUGGAAAUGGAGCUGCAACAGACAGCCUGGAAGGAGCACCUGCAAAUUCAGAGACUUUGAAUGUAUCAGAAGAGAAAGAAACUGAAGAGAAGGCUGAGACACUCAGAAAUGAAAGUUCUGAUGCUCUUGAUGAAGUGGUAACACCUCUGUCAAAUCAGGGAGACAACAUAGACUUCCCAUCUGGAAAUAUUCCUACUGGAAUUCAAGAGGAUGCACAAGAAUCAAACUCAUACAAAUGCUCAAGCUGCAACAUGCUCACAGAUGAUCUCCCAAGAGAGAAGGCAGCUACUGCAGAGGCCAGGCUUCCUGAGCUGCAGGAAUAUGCUGACUCUGAACAGAUCCAGCCAGAGACACCAGGGAAACUUUAUCUUGAUCAACUGCCUGAUUUGGAAGAUAUAGAUGAAGAUGAAUUUCCCCCAGAAGAAAUCAUCUUUGUUCAAGAGCAGGAACAUCACCCAAAGAUUGAAAUCAUUUCUGAACUGACCAAUGACAGCCAUUCUGUGUUGGGGGACAACAAUAGAAGCCUGUGUGAGAGCUCAGAAGCAGCAGCUCCAACAGCAAUUUUCUCAAGUGUGUGGAAGAUGCACAAGGAGCAGGACAAGGAGCACUUAAGAUCUCUCGUUGAAAGCUUGCUUACAGAGCCUGCUGCUAAAGAAAGAUACCUGGAGGAAACCAAAGAUAAACAGCCUUUGGUACAAGAGGUUAUCACUGAGCCUGAGGAUCAUCUGCUCUUGGCACCAGUCUGCAAUGAGCCAGAUGACACAAGCCCAUGGGAAGAGAAGGGGAAGAUUGCAGUGAUGUAAUUAAGC